Messenger RNA from Echinostoma caproni, 300 nucleotides. The record is from the annotation of a GenBank genome assembly. Lineage: Eukaryota; Metazoa; Platyhelminthes; Trematoda; Plagiorchiida; Echinostomatidae.
UCGGUCCUCGAAUUACUCAAACAGAUCGUUCCCAGCAGUAAACCCAAUGCAACUGCAGAUGUCGGACAAUCCACUUCGAUGAAUAUUUUCCAGGAGAUAGAAUAUCUCAAAGAAAAACUGUUGAAUGGUCGAUCUGGGCCGUUGGAUGUCGAAAAAGAUCUGGAAAUAUGGCGUAAUCGUAUGCACCAGUACAACGAGGCUAAGGACGCAUGUUUGAACAUAUUCGGCCGAUUGGCUCAUGCAAAAGGCUGUCUGGUACGAGAAUUAUAUGACGAAUACGGUUUAGAACUGGAUGACUGA